Colletotrichum tamarilloi is the source of this 1473-nucleotide messenger RNA. Its product is annotated as lovastatin nonaketide synthase. Gene Ontology annotation, molecular function: fatty acid synthase activity; 3-oxoacyl-[acyl-carrier-protein] synthase activity. Bases 1 to 1473 code for a protein of 490 amino acids. Gene Ontology annotation, biological process: secondary metabolite biosynthetic process; fatty acid biosynthetic process. The transcript has 6 exons. Lineage: Eukaryota; Fungi; Ascomycota; Sordariomycetes; Glomerellales; Glomerellaceae. The record is from RefSeq and is a predicted model, not a curated record.
AUGUCGCCGAACGAGCCCAUUGUUGUUGUUGGAAGUGCAUGCCGGUUUCCGGGCGGUGUUGAUAGCCCAGCAAAGCUAUGGGAACUCUUGAAAGAACCGAAAGAUUUGCAAUCUGAAGUUCCAAAGGAGAGAUUCAACAUCGACGCGUUUUACCAUACCGAUGGCUCUCACCAUGGCAGGACCAAUGCCCGUCACGGAUACUUUCUCGAUGAGACGCCGAGGGCUUUUGAUGCGUCGUUCUUCAACAUCCAAGCCGGCGAGGCAGAGAGCAUAGAUCCGCAGCAGCGUUUGCUCCUGGAAACCACCUACGAUGCUGUGGCCGCGGCUGGAUAUGGACUACACGACCUUCGCGGUUCUGAUACCGCGGUUUACGUCGGCUUGAUGACCCACGACUUUGAGCUCGUCAAAGUCAACGACAUAAGCUACAGCCCAACGUACUUCGCAACGGGUGCCGCUACAAGCAUUGCGUCAAAUCGUUUAUCAUACUUCUUUGAUUGGCAUGGUCCUAGUAUGACUAUUGAUACUGCAUGCAGUUCCUCUCUAGUUGCGGUGCAUCUUGCGGUGCAACAACUGAGGAGCGGAUCGAGCAAGACAGCUAUAGCAGCUGGCUCCAAUUUGAUCUUGUCUCCAAUGAAUUACAUCACGGAGAGCAAGCUGAACAUGCUUUCACCCACGGGCAGAUCCCGAAUGUGGGAUGCUGCAGCCGAUGGGUACGCGCGAGGUGAAGGUGUUGCCACUGUGGUCCUGAAGACGCUUAGCCAGGCACUGCUUGAUGGCGACUCCAUUGAGUGUGUCAUCCGUGAAACGGGCAUCAACCAAGACGGACGCACAACCGGCAUCACGAUGCCGAGCCAUGUUGCUCAAGAGACCCUUAUUCGCGAGACUUAUGCUCGGGCUGGUCUAGAUAUUGCGCAAGCUGAAAAUCGCUGCCAAUUCUUCGAAGCUCAUGGAACUGGAACGCCAGCAGGUGAUCCUCAGGAAGCUGAAGCAAUCUCGAAAGCUUUCUUUGGCAGCCAGGAUAGUUCAGACGGUGAGCGCUUGCUUGUAGGAAGUCUGAAGACCGUCAUUGGACACACCGAGGGCACUGCUGGUAUUGCCGGCUUGUUGAAGGCCUCACUUGCUGUACAGAACGGCGUCAUUCCUCCCAACUUGCUGUUCGAAAACCUCAGUCCCAAGGUUGCGCCCUUCUACAAGAACCUCUCUAUCACUAAAGAGGCUCAGCCGUGGCCAGAACUCAAGCCUGGUCAACCGCGGAGAGCAAGUGUAAACUCGUUCGGUUUCGGUGGCACCAACGCCCACGCUAUAAUUGAGGAGUACAAGACCUCGGCUUCGAGCACGGGAAUCACGUCGAAGCCAGAGUCUCAGAUCACUUCAGCUGCAUAUGCCUUGCCUCUUGUGCUUUCUGCCAAGUCAGAGCGUUCGCUAAAGAGCCUGAUGAAGCAGACUGCUCAGUUCAUCAAGUCUCACUGUUAG